AUGAUCAGGCGUUUCGUCCAACUAAAAGGUUAUGACUACAGGUCGAGAUACACUGGCCGUUUCGACGGCGAUCGUCGAUCUCGCUCGCCACGCGACAGGUCUCCAUACGGGGAUCGGACUGAUCGCGGCCCACAGUACCCUGACGCGGACCGCCGCCGGCCGCCCCCGGACUCACGAGGUAAUCCGUCUGGGUUUCCACCUAGUCGGGACGGGUUUCGCGAUUCGCUAUCAGGCAUCCAGCCACCUCGCGGUCCUAAGGCCUUGAUCGACCCGCCCAGUGGCCCCCGUGGUGGUGGCUUUGCUGGCGACUUUCGAGGGAGGGGUCGAGGAGGAGGACGCGGGCGCCAAUGGCGCGAUGACAGCAGGGAUGGAGGACGCGACCGGGAGGAUUAUCGAGACCGACCACACUUUAGAGACGAGCGAAGCCGGGAACGCGAAAGAGUACAUGACCGGGAUCGGGAUCGCGACCGAGAAUGGCCGCCACGCGACCAACGCGACCGGCCCGAUUUCCCUCGGGCUCGAAGGCCAUCCCCGCCCCCACUGCGAGCGCGAUCCCCUCUGCCGAGUCGUGAUUUUCGAGAUACAAGGGACCCGCCUCUUGGUGUUGAUGCUGACCGUGGUCGGCGGGGCUCCAGAGAUGGACCCCUCUCAGCCGGGUCCUCCAACUCUGAUCCUAUGUUUUCUCAAUCACCCUUCCGUGGCGGGUUUCGCGGAGGUAGUCGAGGCGGAGGUCGUGGCCGUGGAGACUGGGAUCAGAGAACCGGUAGAGACAGGGGCAAUUUCUACGAUGAUCGUGAUCGGUACCCGCGCAGUCGGUCGCAGGAAAGCCGCUGGGGACGGGAAGCCGAUGAUCGGGAUCGUAGGGAUAGCAGAUACGCGGAGCCUGGUAGAGACCCCCGGGAUGAUAGGGAGGUUCGGGAAAGGGAAAACAGAGACCGCGAACUCAUUCGCCCCAAAGCGGAUCGUGUCUCACACGAACCACCGUCUGCCAAGGACGUCUCGCCCCCGCCUAUUGCUCCUUCGGCACCCGCAUUUGGCUCCGUUCCGAGUCGCCAGAACACGGCGACGACGGAAAUACAAUCACUAACUGGGAAACCGCCGCCUACUGGUCCCCGGGCAUUGACAGAGGAACGGCCUGUCUCUGCUGGUCACGCAGUUGGGAAUGAACGGCCCCCACCAACGGGACCGUCCAAACCUGCUCUGUCAGACGGAGGCCCUCCUAUCCCCCUCGGGCCCCGGGCCCAACAAAAACAACAAAGAUCGAGCAAGCAAUGGAUUAACCCCUCACUUAACGUCAAGAAAUCACAGGUCGAAUCACCGAAAACUGCUCGGUCACAAAACUUUCCCCUGCAAUCCGCCCGACCUUCCGGCAGCUCGUCCUCCCACUCCGAAUUCCACCGUGACUUUGACAAACGGCCCCGUAGCCCUGGCGCACGAUCGGACUCCCAUGCCCUGGGUGCAGAACGCGAACGAUUCGGGCUACAUGUGGCCACAGGCCCGAACGAGAUUAUGAUCAAGUCGGAGCGGGGCUCGCAGUCUGCCAGGGCGUCUGUCGAUCGCGAAACAAAGACGGCGCCGAAUAGUGCCGAUAUUAAGAUGGGAGGAAUGGAUCUUGACCGGCCCCGUGAACAACAAGAAAAGGCCCGUCUCAACGAACAAGCAGUGAGCCCGGCCGCUUCAUCAAAGCCUGGCGAUUCCGUGCCUGAGCAACCCACCGAGCCACAACCCGCCAUACAAAAGAAGUUUACCGUGCUUGCUGUGCCGUUUUCCCGAGUACAAUUGCCACCGAGAGAAGCACCACCGCCAGCGUCUGACGAAUCCUCGGAAUCCGACGACGACGAGGAUAUGGAUGUCUACUUCGAGCGCGAAAUUUCCAAGACGGAAUCUGAACUCAAAAGAGCCCGGGACGCAGCUGAGAAAGUUCCCAUGCCCAUCGUCAGGCGAUACGCGGGUCUCGUACACACAGCGCUGUUGAGUGUUUUGAACAACGACGAGGCGAGUCUGACGAAGCUGGUUGGGCCGGUUCCCGAAAACUUCACGUUCCCUCGCGUUAAGCCAAGUGCUGAGGUGGCUAUCAAGGAAGUUCCCGGUGCCGGGGCGGAUGAAACUGUAGCACAAGAAAAGGGGCAAGACCAGGCGCAGGGACAGCCAGUUCGCGAACCCUCGGCCAUUCCGACCGUGGAAAAAGCCGAUGAGCAGCCAGCUGUUGAACGACCUGAACCCCAGCCCAAAGUGGAGGAAGUGGACACGGAAGGGUCAGGAUUGCCCCCUGUGCCAGAAAUCGGAAAAUCUAAGCCGCUAGAUCACGAUGUAGAUAUGCGCGAUGCUGCGGACGCGGAACCUGCGGCGAUUCAAGCUCCUGUUCCAACACAUGUACCAACCGCUCGAGAGGGUCUGGGCAUCCUUCUCCAGCCGCCCGUUGGUCGGCCUGGAUUGGACAAGAACAACGUGUCGCGUGAAGGCAGCGAAAACAGAACGGAGGACGACGCGAGCAUCUACGGCAGUGUCGAAGUGGUCCGGGAAUUCUCUGCCACACCGCCGGCAGAAGAUCUUCCCAUGUACAAUGUCAAGCCAUGGUUCCGCAGCCGGCGGGUGCGCAAGAUGGGGGAACAGGCUGCCAAUUUCGGCGACUUCCUGUUCCAUCAUUUCCAGGACCAGACGGUAUCGGCACAUCUCGCACAGGACGAACUACGCCAAGAAUAUCGCAAGAAGUAUGACGCAUACCUCCGAUUCACGCACUCGGAUGACCAGGCCGCAAUCAGGAGCCGGGACUUCUUUGCUAGCUCCGGGGUUCAGCCUGGGACGACCGGUAAGGCGGCCGCUGCAGACUCGAAACCCGAAGGGGGCAGAAGAGGGGCAGGCCGCUUCGCAACUGAGUUCGAUCUCGAUUACGCGAUCAAGGAGUCGAUUCGAGAACACGAGGAGAUGAGGGAGCGGGAGGCGCGUGCACUAAAGGAGAAGUAUCGGACCGAGAAAGAAGCGUCUAUCCCGGAAAUGUUCUGGACUGAGGAAGAGAAGGAUCAAGUCAACUUCUACGACACGGCCGGGCUGUUGCCGCUGGAAAAGCUGGUCGCGACGUGGCAGGUGGUGCCACAGCACGUCAACUUCACGCAGGACGAGGCAGACAAGUUCGAAAAGGCAUACCUCGAGACACCGAAGCAGUGGGGGCGGAUCUCGCGCGAAGUCGGGAAACGAGACCCGGGCACAUGCAUCCUCUACUACUACGCCAAGAAACGCGAUCUCAAUCUCAAGGACAAGCUUAAGAAGCAGCCGCGGCGCCGUAAGAAGGGCCGCGGGAAACAACGAUCAAGCGCGCUGGUGUCGGAGUUGGGUAACACAGAAAAUGAAACAGAGGAUACUUCGGGGGCCGGGGCUGGCCAGGAGACGGGGGAGAAUGGGGAAAGGAGACGUCCACCGCGCCGUGCUGCGGCACCUGUGUGGGGUAACAAUGACAACGCAACACCCAAUGCGGACUCGGAUGGAGCAACACCUGCGCCGACACCCGGCCGGAGAAGAGCGGGCACGACGGCCGAUGCGAAAGACGGGCCAGGCGGCGUGGACAGGCCCGAAGCCGCUAAGAGAGGCGGGCGCAAAGCACGUCAACCGAGAGCGGAUAAGGAAGCCAAGGGGCCGAAGCAGCUGGCGCAGGCUCCCGGGCCUGGAGGUGGUGUGCCCCUGGCUGUUCCUAGCGGGAAGCCGGGACGGGCGCGGGCCAAUUCAAAGGCGCAAGGCCCGGAGUGGUUGUCACCGUCGACCACCGUCGAUAUGGCCGCUGCUAGCCGGACACCGUUACCGUUCGAUGUACCCCACGGAGCAGCAGCAGGAGCAUCGGGGGGGAUGCAACCACCACUCGUUCCGGUCCAACAACAAGGUCAACUCGCAAGCCCCGAGCGAGGAGGACCCCCACCGAUUUCUUCCACGAUUUCCGAGGUCAUGGCACCGCCAUCACUUCGGCCCGAACCACCCCCGCCUCCACCGCCCGCUUCGGUUCCCACCUUUGAGAUCUCGCAGCCCGCUGGGCCGGACCGGAUCCGCACGCCGCAGCAGGCGUCGAGCUACUGGAGCGUGUCGGAAACUACGGAUUUCCCGGGGCUGCUGCGGGCGUUUGGCACGGACUGGUCCAAGAUUGCGAAUCAUAUGCAGACCAAGACGGCGACGAUGACCAAGGAGGGCACGAAACCCGAGUGGGAACAAAUCGCCAUGGAAGCCGACGGCAAAGGCUCUCGGGGCGAAAAACGGCCUCUGCCACCCACACCAACACAAGGGCCCCGAAAGCGAUACGACGUCUCGUCGGCGACUGGACACCGGCCUUUGGCUGCGGCCGAGCCCGACGAGGGGAUGCUCACCAAGGUCGAACCACAGCCGCAGCCGAGCCAGCCGUUCUUGCGCUUCCAGGUCCCGAUCGCACAGGCCGCACCGGUAUCUCAUACACUAGGUCAACCACCAACAUCAACAACUGCCACGGCAUCUCAGCAGGCUCCGUCUGCCAGCCCAGCUGUCUCGCAGGCCAUGUCUCCACAUACUCAUCCUCUGCGACCACCCGCGCCGAGUUAUUCGUACCCGGAGAGGGAGAUCAGAGAGAUGGAGCCUCAACCACUGUCACAGCAACAGCAGCCCGUCCGUAUCUCGCAGAAGCCUGUUUCUACCGCUGUUCCAAAAACCACCGCGCCAAUUCCAUCCGUGCCCGAACCUGCACCAUCGCGCACUGCGCAGUGGCAGAACGAUUUAGGCGGGCAGUUCUCCCUGCUUUCGCAGCAAGCCGACAAGGCACGCGGUGGACCUCGGGAUGUGCGAGACCGGUCGAGGCUGGAUCUUGGUCCACGAGAUUCGCCUCGGCCGGCGGACCGUGCCCCGCCGCUGCGGAUGAAGCAGGAACCCGAAUCCGCUCUGCAUCAUCCGCAUCCCGAUGCAUACCCGCCGUACCAGCCGGCGCAGCGCGGUAUGUCGUCACGUACGGAACCGGCCCCGCUCGGGCGGCCCCAACAAGCGCAGCCGCAGCCACCCGGACAACCCGAACCGUCUCGGAGUACCGCUUCGUACCCACCGCCGAUUCACACGCAGCAGCAGCAACAGCAAUCUGGGCGCAGCUUAUUUGGUGAGCCCCCGCAGCCUUCGCAGAUCUCGCCCGCGAACGAACGGCCCUUGUCGAGCAUCCCACGGCGGACGCCAGUGCCGAUGCAAGACUCACCUUAUGGAGCUGCUCCGUCUUCCUCCUCUCUCCCUUCGCCCGCUCCUCCAGUUCAACCACCAGCACAGCAGCAGCAGCAGGCUGCGCCUGCGCCUGUUCCGCCUCGCGCUCCGGAACGCAAGGUGAACAUCAUGUCGCUGUUGAACGACGAUGAACCGCCCGCACCGAAGCGGGUCGCUGAAGUCUCGGCUCCCAACCGAAGCUUGACCCCUCAGCCCCUGUCUCGCCCUCCGCCCGCAACAUCUCUGCCGCCGAGGAGAGAUGUCGAGACGGGAUACCCGUAUGCGCGGAACCCCGGGCAACCGCCGCAAUCUGCCAUCCCACCGCUCAAACCGUACCACACCCAGUCGCCGCAGCCUGGACACAUGCGCGUGCCAAGCUCCGGCAUGCCGGGCAUGGACCGUAUGGAUCGCAUGGAGCGUAUGGAUACGGGGCCGGAUGCCCAGAGAGACUACUACGCUCGGCAUUCUUACCCAGCCCAGCACAUCAGCGCUUCCAACUCGCCUCAGUCACAGCACACCCCGUACGCUCCACCUGGGCAACAUCAUCCGCAGCACUCGCAGUCCAGUCAAGGUGGUUACCCAACCCAGCAGCCGUACCAAACGUACCAAGUCAGUCAGUCUCGUCCCCCGUCGCCGCCAUCGCAGUACCCUCCUCAUCCGUCCAUGUCGGGCCGACGAGAAGCGGUUCCUGCACCUCGUGAGUCGUGGUUGCAGCAGCAACAGCCCAUGCAUCCACACCAGCACCCGCACCCUCACCAGCACCAACACCAUCCUCAACAACAACCUCUGCCGCACCACGGGCACCAGCAACGCCCUUCACAGUCUGGCUGGCCACCCCAUCAGGCACCGCCCAAGCCCUCGCAGUCUCUGCCCACUCAAUCGGCCUGGGCCGCGCAGAAUGGCGGUGUUCCCACGAAGCCAUCCGUCAGCAGCCCGUUGCCAGCACAGCAACACCAUGUCUGGCCGACAGCAGGGCCUGGUCAACAGCAGCAGCAACAAGCUCAACAACCUUCUGCCUCUCACCAAUCGCACCCCCUCAACCUACGUGAUCCUCGUGGACCAUCCGUGUACGAAUCCCAAAGCCCGACAACCGGUAUGCCCACACACCCUCACCACCAACACCACAAUUCCCUCGGCGGCGGCAGCAGUGCCGGCCGGUACGUGCCGUCUCCGCAGGAUUCCAUUCGUAGGGGCGAACAACCAACGCCUCUAGCGCCUCAGCAGCCACAACAGCAACAACCCACCAGCGGCGGUGGGAGCAGUGCCAACUCAAGCACCGGUGGACCGCAGGCUCCGUACGCGCGGUACGCGAACACCCCCGGACCAGCGGUACAGCACCCGCCGCCGGGUCGAGAAUUACCAGGACGGAGUUACACUCCAGUACCGGGCGGAUUUGAUCUACGCGGAUCACAGGGUGCGCCGCGGGGACCACCCGGUCCCCCUGGAUCGCAAAGUCAAAUAAGGGACCAACAACUAAGGGAUCAACAAAUGCGGGAAGGAUUCUCGCAUCAGCACCAACAGCAGCAACAUCAGCAUGUCCAUCAACAGCAAAUGCGAGAGGCUCAGAUGCGGGAAAACCAAAUGCGUGAGAGCCAGAUGAGAGAGUCCCAGCUAAGGGAGGCGCAGCAGCAGCAACAGCAAGGUCAAGGUGGAAGUGGAAGUGGUGGGAGUGGAAGUGGAAAUGGGAUUUUGGGUCGGCAGUUACGGCCGGGGCCGCCGGGCCCGAGUGAGGGGGCUAUGGGGGGUGGGGAGAGACGGUAUUAA
This is a messenger RNA of Dichotomopilus funicola, 6954 nucleotides long. RefSeq lists its product as uncharacterized. Gene Ontology annotation, biological process: regulation of transcription by RNA polymerase II. The record is from RefSeq and is a predicted model, not a curated record. Bases 1 to 6954 code for a protein of 2317 amino acids. Lineage: Eukaryota; Fungi; Ascomycota; Sordariomycetes; Sordariales; Chaetomiaceae. Gene Ontology annotation, cellular component: chromatin; Set3 complex. The transcript has 4 exons.